This is a messenger RNA of Mesocestoides corti, 11601 nucleotides long. Lineage: Eukaryota; Metazoa; Platyhelminthes; Cestoda; Cyclophyllidea; Mesocestoididae. The record is from the annotation of a GenBank genome assembly.
AUGGGCAGCCGAAUCCCGAAUCAGAACCUCUGCAUUUUCUUGUUUUCCCAGUACAGUGACGAGGAUAAGAAUGAUGAUGGUGAUAAUGAUGAGGGAAUCCGAUUGACAGCGGUGCACAGACACCUCAUCGCCUGUGCCCAGUGCGUCCUUGGUGUGACCAAUGAGGUGAUCGAGGAGGCACUAUUCAGCGUCCCUAACUACGAAGUCUGUUCGCGGUUCAUUCAGGCUGAAAGUCCCGCUCACGGAGCCCUCGUGAUUGGUGUUCAAUCGCUCGGUCAAAAUUGUGUCCUCUUUUUGGACCUCCGCACAGACGAUGGGCCAAUCACCGCCGAGAACGUAAAAUCGCGCGUUCUCAUGACUCGAAGGCUGACGCCCCUAAAUAGCGUGUACAAUUGGCUGGUUGAGACGAUGUCGCUGAUUUUCCUGCCAGCUAUCAAGGCCCAGGAAGGCGGUUUGGGGAAGAUGGGGGGUCAGGCGAAGGAAAUGCUCAUUACAGCGCUCCACGACUAUCUCGAUUCCCUUGAGGCUGCUGCCAUCUGCUCGAAGCAGAAGUUCAAGCUCACCGCCUGUCGCGACGUCGACUUGGAGGUGCUGCAGGACUCGCAGCGCGCCAUCGAUGCGGCUCACAACCUCAAGGACCUCGGCUGUCUGGAGGAGUGUGUUUGUCGUUGGAUGCGGCAAAUGUCUCUGGAAAUCCAGGAGGUGGACACGGCCAGACAGGAGCUGCCCAACAGUGGUCCGCAGUCGGAGAUGCGCUUUUGGAACCAACGCGCCACGCGCUUUGACUUAAUAAAACAAGAGAUAGCCAAACCAUUGACUUGGCAGGAUCUCGAAAACCGUGUCAUCACCAUCCACAACGAGGCACGAAUGAACGCCAAGUUCCUCCACGUGGUCAUACGACAGUGCCAUCCGCUCUACGAAAAUCAAAUCAAUGUCAUGAGAAAGCAGAUGGGUCGGCUGAUGCAUUGUUUGCAAUGCCUCUACAGCUACUCACCGCAUUACCGAUCGUUCGCUCACAUGUCAAUUCUGUUCGUGAAGAUAACAAAUCAAAUGAUACAGAGCUGUCGUGGCUACGUUGAGGACUGCGGUCGGAGUCCAAUAUGGAGUCAGGAUCCACGCCAACUUGUCCAACGUCUCAAGGAUUGCAUUGAGCUAAGCGAGGCGUACCAGAAAUCUUACCACGAGUUUCAGAAGGCCACUCGUGACGACCAGAAGCUUAUGAAGUUCUCCGAAGUUCAAAUAUUCGGUGACUUCCACGAGUUCGUUGCGCGCAUCGAGGCGAUCCUCCACAUCCACACCACUCUCGAGCGCUUCGGAGUGCUGAGAAACGUCUUCGUGGAAGGCGGGCACAAGCUGAGGCGGCACUACGAGCGAAUCCACAACUUCAUUACCACCAGGGACUACGACUACCUCGAUCCGGAGAAUAGGCAAUUCGUAAAGGACUUUGAGUUCUUCGGUGCCGAGAUCAACGUUCUGCAUGACAACCUUCAGGAGGCCUACGACGUGCAGUGCAGCUGUAGCGGAACAGUUCUGUUGAAUCUGAAGCAGCUCAUGCGGCUGGAACAGGCUCAGGUGCCUGUAGCGAGACAGGACGAGCGGUAUCGCCGGUUGCUCGUCCAACUCAGGACGGAGCUCGAAGAGGUUGGUCGUAUCUUCAACCAGGACGCCAAGGAUCCUCAGAUCGAGCGCAAUUCACCUCCGUUUGCCGGUCGCAUCGCGUGGGCUCGAAACCACUACCUGCGAAUGGCCGAGCCAAUGUCGAUAUUUUGGACACAGUCGAGGGCGAUUUGUGAGUCGAACGAGGGUCAAGCGACGGUCCGACAGUUCAAUCGCCUCUGCGAAGCUCUUGUCGGCUACGAGAUCACCGUCUUCCGAGCCUGGAAGGAGUCGAUUCUGGAGAGACUGUCUGGUGUCCACGCGUCGGUUCUGAUUGCGAUUCAACACCAAAACCAAAUCGUUUAUGUGCCAAACUUCGACGAGAGUGUGCGCACUCUGCUGCGAGAAAUUGUCUGCCUCGAUCGUCUCGGCUGUCCCAUUCCCAGCCUCGGCGCGGAGAUGCACCGGCGAGCCGUGUUUCUGAAGAAAAGGGUGUCCAAAGUGCAGGUGGGUGUGCGUUCACGCCCUACGGAUCCAGACGAGAUUCGCUGCUUUGCCCACUGUCCCGGGCCGUUGAUUGGCUCCCAAACAGCCAAUCCGCUCUGUCGUGGCAAGGCGCAGCUCAGAGACUUAAUCCGGCUUCUGAACGACACGUUUCAAAUGAUUCCAGACGGCAUAGACAAACUCCUGGUAGUGCGUGUCCAUCGGAUCAACGAGGCCUUGGCACCGGGUCUCUACAUUCACGACUGGUACAGCUCAUUGUUUGAUGGUUGGAUAAAGCAAUGUGAACAGGUGAUUGGGGGCCUACAGAGAAUGCUGGAAAAGGCCCACGACAUACUCCACUGUCGAAUUGAGCCGACCCUAGAGGCGAUGUCGCAGUGCAGGUUCGUUGUUUUCCCGGAGCAGCCGAAGACUCGCCUCUACGAGCUACCGGGACGCGCAAACGUCCAGUUGUCCGCUACACUCAGUGACGCCGCGAUCUACUUGCAGAGCCGACGCGAACCGGGCACGGGUUGGAGCCUUGCUGAUUUCAUCCACCUGUCUGUGGAACAGGCCAAUCGCACUGCCACCAACCUGCAGCAGCUCUCGCAAAUGGUGCUUGAUGCCACCGAGGAGUAUUUGGACACGCUGUUGGUGGAUUUCGAUGAUUUUGUGACCAACUUUGUGGAAAACUACACCAGGGACACAGGAGAUGGCGGAUCUAGUGCACCAGCUAGCAAGCCCAAGCGCAUCUCUGACUCAUUCUAUUCCUUUGACGGCCGCAUUACCUCAAUUCCCAAUGCCGACAUUAACGAAGACGAGGAGGGACCAAGAGAGAGGGCGCAAGCGAAGAGAAUAGUUGUCAAAACAGUGUCAGCGAUCAACGACCUGGUGCGUUCAUUCGGCCAGCGAGCAUUGGAGGCGACGAUAAAGUCAGUUCGCAAUUCCUUGGACGAAUUAUGGCGCGUGUUUGGCGGCAAAGACGGCAGUGGCCUCCUGAAGGAUGUAACGGUUGGCACAAAAUUGAAAGCAGAGCAUAUUAAGCCGACAGCCACGGUUAGAUGCGAAGUCGUGUUCCAAGGCGACAGCUUCAAUCUGAGACCCUCCCUGGACGAGAUACAGGCCGGUCUAAAGACCAUCAUCAAGUCCGUAAUCACCUCCACGAAGGGCAUCGGCAAAUGGACGGAGAGCGGCCGACAGAACAAUCCCGCGACGGCCUUGAUUGACAAAAAAUCGAAGAGGGGCACGGGGAGUGGUCCCAUUAACUCAGUUAGCGACCUCACGAACCUAACGGACUUGGCUACCUUCCGUACGCGCGCGUCCUUGGACUCCAUCCGAAGCAGCUUCCAUCAACAGUCACUUACUAACGGUGAGAGGCAGAUUUCUACGCUCCAACACAGCCGAUACUCAGUGCCGAGGUCAAGCGUGCAAGCUGGCAGUUCGGCGCCAACGUACGAAGUGGAAGUUAACUGCUACGGCGACGUACGUCACGACCGAGAGGUGUUCAAGGCGCAGGCUCUGCUCAUAACUUGGAUGACCUCGAUGAACAAGAUCAAUUUUCUGCCCGAUGGUGAGAUUGUUGAACUACCAGAUGUCAUAUCCCCCUUCGUGGAGUUCACUCACUUGUGGAAGACCUCACCACAGGAGCGACUGCAGGAGUUUCUGCGUCAGCACACCACACCCAACCUCCUCGACAUCGAAGAGGUCUGCUCGAGUCUGUACGAGGUGGAGCGCAAGCUGGAAGCCCUCUUCGACAUUUACUACAUCGGGCCGCUGGAGGUGCACACGAGCAGCUUCAAGUACCUCGCUCUGCGACGACUCAGGCAGCACCAGCAGGUCUUCGUGGAACUCUCCACCGAGAGAUUCAUCUACCCGGUGUUUGUGGCGAUGGCGCAGAUUGAGGAGACCGAACGGCUCAUCUCCAAGCCCCCUGCCAGUCUCUCCGAUGUCUCCACAGUGAUGGGGGCGAUCUCGAACUUCCGCGAAAUCGAGGUGACUGUGGACAUGAAGAUAAUCGCAGCUGAGGAGGCGCAAGCCGUGCUGAGCAAGUAUCAACUGCACCUUCCACCCGAGGUUACUGAUCGCAUAGAGGCGGCUCGCUGGACCUACGCCAGAGUGGUCGAGCACAUCGCCAAGACCAUGGACGAGGUGCUGGACGUGCAGACCAAGCACCGUGAGGCGCUUCGAGAGGAGACAGCCAGGAUGCAGGCAGACAUCGAGUCCUUUGUGCAUUUCUUCCUAACGAAAGGUCCAGGCGAAGAGGGAAUCUCGCAGACAGAGGCCAUCGACCGUCAGAUGCUCUUCCGCAACACCUACGAGCAGCUGGUGAGGAAGGCGGACAACUUGCAGAAGGGACAACAACUAUUCGGGCUGCCUUUGAUGAAUUUAACCAACCUCAAGGCGGUGGGAAAACAGAUGGAAAUGCUCCAGCGCCUCUACACACUCUACAGGGACGUCUGCAAGGUGGUAAAUGGCUUCAAGGAGACACCCUGGAAGGAAACUAACUGCGAAGAAAUUGAAUACCAACUCCUGGCUCUCCAGACGAGGAAGAAAUGCGGAGGAGGCAAAUCAGCAGCACUUGUCGAACAACAUGUGGAGUCCAUGUUCUCCCAUCCGGAGAACCUUGUCUACUGGCACCGGUGUCGAAAACUGCCGGGUGCACUCAGAACGUGGUCACUCUACUUCGAGCUAGAGGCCACCCUGUCGACGCUGGUGGGUAAGAUGCCGAUUCUGCAGAUGCUGCGCAGCUCCGCGAUGAAAUCGCGACACUGGGUUGCCAUCAGCAAGAUCACGGGCCGAGCCAACAUCGACCCCGAGCACAACGACCUCACCACGCAGGCUGUCAUCGAUUUGCCCAUAGGUCCCAACGACGGGGCCAUGAAGGAGGCGGUGGAGGAGGUGUGCGUUGGAGCCGCGAGGGAGAAAGAGAUCGAGACGAAGCUGCUGCGCGUCGCCAAUGACUGGUCUGGUCAGGAGCUGAUUCUGACUAGUUUCAAGAAUCGUGGUGAACUACUGCUCAAGGGUGAUAGGAUUGUGGAGGUUCAGGGACUCCUCGAGGACUCACUCAUGACCCUCACGUCGCUGUCCAAUAACAGAUUUAACAGACACUUCAAGGAGCUGAUAGCAACGUGGGUGAGCAAUUUGACCACGGUCAGCGAGGUGUUGGACGUCUGGAUGAAGGUCCAGUCUCUCUGGGUGUACCUCGAGGCCGUUUUCGUCGGCGGUGACAUCGCAAAACAGCUGCCAGUCGAGGCUCGACGCUUCCAGGCAGUGGACCGCUCGUGGGUGAAGGUGAUGGAUCGGGCUAGGGAAACGCCCACGGUGGUUGCCUGCUGCACCAUGGACUCCUCCCUGCUCGACAUCCUCCCGAAAAUGCUCGAGCAGUUGGAGGUGUGCCAGCGUUCACUCUCGGGCUACCUAGAGAGCAAGCGUCUGCUGUUUCCGCGAUUCUUCUUCGUCUCCGACCCUGUGCUCCUGGAGAUUCUUGGCCAGGCGUCUUCGCCGGAGGCCAUUCAGGUCCACCUCCUGGCGAUUUUUGACAGCAUUCACCAUCUGUACUUCACCGGUGAUACUUCACGGAUCCUAGCUGUCUAUUCUGCUAUUAACGAGGAGCUUAUAUUGAGUCCGGCCCUGAAAUGCGAGGGUCCCGUGGAGACGUGGCUGACGGCGCUGCACAUAACCGUCAAGUACUCCCUCCUCGAUCGAAUUCGUCAGGCGCACCUCCAACUAAUGGACCCCGAAGUGGACCUGCUGAAGUUCUUCGACGAGCAGACAUGCCAGCUGGCCAUCCUGGGUAUUCAACUGAUAUGGACCCGCGACGCUACCAACGCCCUCAUUGACUCGCGGGACCUUCCACGGCGAAUGAAGGAGACCAGUAAACACUUUGCCAGCCUCCUCGACAUGCUCAUUGGCAAGACUACGAUGGACUUGAAGCCGGAAGAACGCACCAAAUACGAGACCCUCAUCACGAUCCACCUUCAUCAGAAGGACAUCUUCGAAGGCAUCGUCGCACAAGGUAUCAGAUCGACGGACGACUUUGAGUGGCUCAAGCAGACGCGUGCGUACUUCCUCGAAGAGAUGAAUAUGUGCGUUCUAUCCAUAACCAAUGUGGACUUUGAAUACCAGAACGAAUUCCUUGGAUGUACUGAGCGUCUGGUGAUCACUCCGUUGACAGAUCGGUGCUACAUCACCUUGGCGCAGGCGCUUAACAUGAGCUACGGCGGGGCGCCAGCAGGACCUGCGGGAACAGGCAAAACGGAGACGGUUAAGGACAUGGGACGGUGUCUAGGGCAGUACGUAGUCGUCUUUAAUUGCUCCGACCAAAUGGACUUCCGUGGUCUGGGCCGGAUAUUCAAGGGUCUCGGGCAGUCCGGCGCAUGGGGAUGCUUCGACGAAUUCAAUCGAAUCGAGCUGCCAGUGCUGUCUGUGGCCGCCCAGCAAAUCGCCAUUGUGAUGUUCGCCAAGCGCGACAACAAGGACCACUUCGUGUUCUCCGAUGGCGAUGUGGUCUCACUGAAUCCCGAAUUCGGCAUCUUCAUAACCAUGAAUCCCGACUACGCCGGUCGCCAACAACUGCCGGAGAACCUGAAGGCGAACUUCCGACCUGUCGCCAUGAUGGUGCCCGAUCGACAGAUAAUCAUUCGGGUGAAAAUGGCCUCGUGCGGCUUCAUCGACAACAUGUCGCUGUCGAAAAAGUUCUUCUGUCUCUACAACCUCUGUGAGGAGCAACUCAGUAAACAGGUUCAUUAUGACUUCGGCCUGCGAAACAUCCUCUCGGUUCUGCGGACCUUCGGAGCAGUUCGUCGCAGCAGUCCAGACGAACCGGAGGGCAGGAUUGUGAUGCGCGUGCUCAGGGACAUGAAUCUGUCGAAGCUGGUGGAUCAGGACGAGCCGCUCUUCCUGUCCAUCCUGAAGGACCUCUUCCCGGGCGUCAUCCUCGGCGGGCGCAACGCCAAGAACUCCGAGAUCGUCGAAGCUCUGAAACAGAACGCCGAGGGCAUGGGCCUGAUCGCCCAUAAACCCUGGAUGGUGAAGGUGCUUCAGCUCUACGAGACACAAAAAGUGCGGCACGGCCUGAUCCUCCUGGGACCGUCUGGUUCGGGGAAAUCAAAGUGUGUCGAGCUGCUGCUCAAGACGCUGACGGAGAUCCACCAGGCACGACGCGAGGUUCGCAUGAAUCCCAAGGCCAUCACCGCCGCCCAGAUGUUCGGGCGUCUAGACGUCGCCACCAACGACUGGACAGACGGUAUCUUCUCGACGAUCUGGCGGCGCACCACGAAGAUGCGCCGAGACGAGCACUACUGGCUCAUUCUCGACGGACCCAUCGACGCCAUCUGGAUUGAGAACCUCAACUCCGUCCUGGACGACAACAAGACGCUCACUCUGGCCAACGGCGACCGCAUUCCCAUGGCGCCAAGGUGCAAGAUCCUCUUCGAGGUCGACAGCGUGGAGAACGCCUCGCCAGCCACCAUUUCAAGGAACGGCAUCGUCUUCAUGAGCUCCACAGCCAUCAACUGGGAACCCCUGUUUAAGCCGGCGGUGUGUGGAUCUUCCAGUGCAUUACUUCGGCCUGAUGGGCCAGUUGUAGACAGCACUGUUGGCAUUAUCGAUGUGGAUAUUUUUCAGACGUGGGUCCAGACGCGUCAGAAGCUGGAGCGCACGAGGCUGACCGAGCUGGCAAACACCGUCUUCCCGAGCGUCAUCAGAUUCGUCACCCAGGAGGCUCGCGUCAAGAUGAAGUUCCUUGAGGCCUUCUACGUGGCGCAGUUCUGCGACUGCUACAGCGCCUUCUCACUGCCGGAGACGGACGAGGCGGCGUUGCACGAGAUGCAAUUCUUGCUGGCCCUCGCGUGGUCGUUCGGCGCUCUGCUAGAGCGCGACGAGAGGGUGAAGUUUGACGAGUACCUGAGGAAUGCCAGAGUCUUCGGCCAACUCAUGAUGCCGCCACCGACCAUCAGGGGCAAACAGGUGACUCUCUUUGACUACAGAAUUGACUACGAUUUCGAUCGAUGGGAGCACUGGGGCAUGGUGGUGCCGUUCUACGACUAUCCACGCCGGGGCUUCGUGGACUUCGAGCGUGUCCUCGUGCCGAACCAGGACAACGUGGUCACCGAGUUCCUGGUGACGAGGGUUUCCAAGACGGGACGCUCGUUCCUGCUGUUUGGUGAGCCGGGGACAGCGAAGACUGCCAUCAUCAACAAGUACAUGCAGUCCUUCAGCAAGGAGACCGAUAUUGCAAGGAAUUGCAACUUCUCGUCUGCCACAACUCCAUUCACGUUUCAGUCCUCGGUAGAAGGCUUCGUCGAUAAACGCGUCGGGUUCACAUACGGUCCACCGUUGGGCAAGAAGUUGACCAUCUUCAUCGACGACAUCAGUUUGCCAGUUGUAAACGAGUGGGGUGACCAGGUGACCAAUGAAAUCGUCCGUCAAACGAUGGAGUGUGGAGGGUUCUACAGCCUCGAAAAACCCGGUGAAUUUAUCACGAUUGUGGAUGUCAAGUUUGCGGCUGCAAUGGUAACGCCUGGUGGAGGCCGCAACGACAUCCCAAUGCGCCUGAAGCGGCAGUUCUGCGUGUUCAACUGUAGUCUACCUAGUGACGCUUCCAUUGACACCAUCUUCGCGACGAUAGCUUGCGGCCACUUCUCGAGUGAGCGUGGUUUUGCCAAGGAUGUGCAGGACGUGGUCAUCAAACUGGUCCCACUCACGCGCCGUAUAUGGGCCUCUGUCAAGGCUAAAAUGCUUCCCACGCCGAUGAAGUUCCACUAUGUCUUUAAUCUGCGUGAUCUGAGUUGCAUAUGGCGCGGCAUUACCUUCGCCUCAAGUGAAGUGUUCAAAACUCGUGAACUUUUGAUUCUCCUGUGGAAAAACGAGGUCACCCGCGUGCUCUCGGACAAAAUGACCAACGCCAAGGACAAGGCCUGGUUCGUGCAACGACUGGAGCUGCAAGCUGUCGAUUUCUUCGGACACAGCAUCAGCCCCCUGCUACAGGAGGAGGUUUUGUUCUGCGAUUUCAUGACGGGCAACGAGGAGAGUUUGGAUUCGCUGGCUGACGAUGACGAUGAUGCUACCGCCAACAUGUCAACGAAGUUACGCAAACACAUCACUGGUCACCAAGCCAAUUGCUGGUUAAAACUCAGCCUCUUUUCCUCCUCCUCAUCCUCCUUCUCCUCCUUAUCUCCUUUUCCUCUUCCCCUUCUCUUUCUUCUCCUCCUCCUCCUUCUCCAUCUCCUCCGACACCUCCUCCUUCUCCUCUUUCUCCUCCUCCUCUUCAUUUUCCUCCUCUUUUCCCUCCUUCUCCUCAUCCUCCAUUUCCUCCUCCACCUCCUUCUCUUCCUCCUACUCCUCCUCUCUCUCCUCCUUCUCCUCAUCCUCCUCUUCCUUUUCCUUCUCUUUUUCCUCCUUCUCCUCCUCCUCCCCCUCCUCCUUCUCAUCCUUCUCCUAUUUACUCUUUUCCUCCUCCUCCUCCUUCAGGUGUACGACAUCAACGCUCUGCGAGAACGCCUGGAGCAUUACCUGGAAGCCAUGAACCUGGACAACCGCAAGGUGCCUCUACGCAUGGUCCUCUUCAACGAGGCGAUCGAGCACGUUGUGCGCGCGUGUCGUGCGCUUCGCUCGGACCGCGGCAACAUCCUCAUGGUCGGGUCCGGCGGCUGUGGCAAGGGAACGAUUCUCCGACUGUCCGCCUACGUCUGUGAGUACCAGGUGUUCACCAUCAACACAAGCAGUGUCUACGGCGUUUCGAAUUUGCUUGAGGACAUCAAAACGAUGUACCGUAAGGCAGGAGCUGGGGGCAAGGGAAUCGUCUUUCUCUUCAGCGACAGGAACAUCCAAGACGAAAUCUUCCUGGACUACAUCAACAACAUACUCAUGGGUGGAAUGGUUGAGGGUUAUUUCAACCGGGAGGAGCUGGAGGAAGUAAGCAACAAUCUGGUAACCACGUACCGUCGAGAGCGUCCACGCAAACCCGCUGAACUGCCUCAACUCAUCGACUUCUUUCUGCAACGCGCCCACCGCAAUGUGCACGUGGGUUUGGUGUUUUCGCAGGUGGGCGAGAAGUUUCGUUCGCGUGCUCUCGCCUUCCCCGGCCUGAUCGCCGGCUGCACCAUCGACUGGUUCCACGACUGGCCGCGUGAGGCCCUCGUCGGGUGUGCCGACCGGGUGAUGCAGUCGUUCGGACCCUGUCGCGACAACGCCGCCAUGCGCGGCAGCUGUGUUCAGGUGGCGGCCGAUGUGCACCUCUACGCCAAGAAGAUGUGCAAAAACUACUUCCAUAUCAGCAGGCGGACAAUCCACGUCACGCCGAAAAUUUUCUUCCACUUUCUCGAAGCCUGUCAGACGAUUUACGACAGGAAGCACAAAGAGAUGACAGAGGUGACAGAUCGCAUGGACACGGGAGUGCAGAAGCUGAAGGAGGCGAAGGAGUCCAUCGCGUUUCUCAAAGUGGAACUAGCCGAGGCCGAGGAGGAGCUGAAGGUGGCGAACGCCCAAUCCGAGGUUGUGCUGGAGCGCGUCCUGCACGAGACCCAAGUCGCCUCGAAGGUGCGCAAUCGCGUCGAGGAGGCGAAGCAGAAGUGCGAGUUGAUAGUCAAGUCGAUCGAGAACGACCACAGAGAGGCACAGCAGAAGCUCGUCGCGGCCAAGCCAGCUCUCGAAGAGGCCGAGGAGGCACUGAACACAAUCAAGCCGGCCGACAUCGCAACAGUUCGCAAACUGCCGAAACCGCCGAAUCUAAUCAUGCGAAUUAUGGACUGUGUCGACAUUCUCUUCUACCGUCCCUUAGUCCCUGUUGAAGCUGACACUGAAAAGCACGGCUUCAUCAAGACCUCGUGGAAUGAGUCAAUCCGUUUCAUGUCGAAUCAGGGGUUUCUGAAUCUCCUGUUGAACUAUCCAAGACACAUCCUGACAGACGAGAUGAUCGAUCUGCUGGAGCCAUACAUGAUGCUGCCUGACUACAACACGGAGAGUGCCAGAAAGACUUGUGGAAAUGUGGCGGGUCUGUUGCAAUGGACCACGUCGAUGGUGAAGUACUUCUUCGUCAGCAAGGUCGUGAUUCCACUGCAGGACAACCUAAAGAAAGCCGAGCUCGUGCUGCGCAAGGCGCAAGCGCAACUGUCCCAGGUAGAGGGAGUCCUUUCUGACAAGACCGCCAUGUUGAAUAGAGUUCAAGGUGAGUACGACGAGGCCGUGAGGAAGAAGCAGAAACUGCAGGACGAUGCAGAUCUCUGCAUUCGACGCAUGAACACCGCGAACAGACUGACCGAGGGCCUGAUCGACGAGGCCGAGCGUUGGGAGAGCACGUCGAAGCUGUACAAAAGGCUGAUCGUCUUGUUGACCGGCGACGCAAUUGCCCUCGCCAACUUCCUCACGUACAUGGGUGGAUUCAAUCAAAUAAUCCGCUUCUCGGCGCAUAAGUUGUGUACGCGACUGCUGCGACAGCACGGUGUGCCGCAUAGUGACGGAUUGAACUGUGUUAAAGCCCUGGCAGCCCCGAAUGCUGUAAGUCAACGAAAAUGCCGUCAUCCUUAA